AUCAUGCUAAACCAGAGCUUUGUCACUGAGUUCUUACUCCUGGGACUUACACAGAAUCAAAAGGUUCAGAAAAUACUAUUUGUUGUAUUUUUGUUUGUCUACAUUGCAACAGUUGGGGGCAACAUAAUGACUGUGGUGACCAUCGUAUGCAGCCCUGCACUGCUUCGCUCCCCCAUGUACUUCUUCUUGGCUUUCCUGUCCUUCCUGGAUGCAUGCACUUCCUCUGUCAUCACACCAAAGUUAACUGUGGAUUUGCUUUAUCCGAGAAGAACCAUUUCCUUUGAAGGCUGCAUGACACAGCUCUUUGCUGUGCACUUCUUCACUGGGGUAGAGGUGAUUAUCUUGAUAAGCAUGGCCUAUGAUCGCUAUGUGGCCAUUUGCAAGCCCUUGCACUACUCUUCCAUCAUGAACAGGAGACUCUGUGGAGUUCUAGUAGGAGUGGCCUGGUCAGGGGGCUUCUUCCAUUCUAUCAUACAAAUUAUAUUUAUAUUGCACCUACCUUUUUGUGGCCCCAAUGUCAUUGAUCACUUCUUGUGUGACUUGUUCCCAUUAAUGAAGCUUGCCUGCACUGACACUCAUAUUUUUGUCAUUUUGGUGUUUGCAAACAGUGGAUCUUUCUGCAUCGUCAUCUUCUCCUUGUUGCUUGUCUCCUAUGGUGUCAUCUUGUUCUCUUUGAGAGCCCAGAGCUCUGCAGGGCGACAUAAAGCUCUCUCUACCUGUGGAUCCCACAUUACUGUGGUGGUCCUGUUCUUUGUCCCAUGCAUAAUAAUAUAUGCAAGGCCUACAUCUGCCUUCUCCUCUGAGAAAAACAUGUUUUUAUUUGCUACCAUCCUGUCACCAUUGCUAAAUCCCAUGAUUUACACUUUUAGGAAUAAAGAAAUGAAGAAUGCCAUCAGGAAAAUGUGGAAGAGAUUGGUAGUGUCUUAUGGUAUAUCUUAA
Messenger RNA from Acomys russatus (golden spiny mouse), 939 nucleotides. RefSeq names its product olfactory receptor 4C15-like. Bases 4 to 939 code for a protein of 311 amino acids. Gene Ontology annotation, cellular component: membrane. The record is from RefSeq and is a predicted model, not a curated record. NCBI's taxonomy places the organism in Eukaryota, Metazoa, Chordata, Mammalia, Rodentia, Muridae. Gene Ontology annotation, molecular function: G protein-coupled receptor activity; olfactory receptor activity. The transcript has a single exon. Gene Ontology annotation, biological process: G protein-coupled receptor signaling pathway.